CCCCAGCAGCAGUACAGGUGAGUGCGGCGUCGAGAGCGCGAGCGGAGCAGCGUCAUGAGACUCGGUCCGAGCCGCACACUGUAUUAACCAGAACCGAACUGACCCGAGCGGACCCGAACUGACCCGAACUGACCCGAGCGGAGGAGACCUAGAUCUGGUUCCGUAUGACUCCAUGAAUGACCUCUGACCUGUGAAGCCCCGCCCCUCCGGUCCUGUCCAAUCACACCAAGCCGAAACGAUGGUUUGCUAUGACAAUGAGAGUGUGAAGUUCUUCUACAACAUCAGCAUGAAGAACAUCAGCGAAACGUGGAGGACUAAAGACUACGUGGUGGUGUCUCUGGGCCUGCUCGUCUCUGUUUUCGUCAUCUUCACCAACAUCCUGGUCAUGCUGGCCAUCUUCAUGAACCGCAGGUUCCACUACCCCAUCUACUACCUGCUGGGGAACCUGGCGGCGGCCGACCUGUUCGCAGGCAUCUCCUACAUGUACCUGAUGUUCCACACGGGCCCCUGGACCAUCAAACUCUCCAUCAGUCAGUGGUUUAUACGGCAGGGUUUGAUCGACACCAGUCUGACGGCGUCGGUCAUUAAUCUGAUGGCCAUCGCGCUGGAGCGCCACCAGACCAUCUUCACCAUGCAGCUGCACAGUAAAAUGAGCAACCACCGGGUGGUGCUGCUGAUCAUCGGCAUCUGGCUCAUCGCCAUACUGUUGGGUUUGGUGCCCUCGAUGGGAUGGAGCUGCUUGUGCAACACCAGUGUGUGCUCGAACAUGGCACCACUCUACAGCCGCAGCUACCUGGUGUUCUGGGCCGUGCUCAACCUGCUGUCCUUCACCGUCAUGCUGGCCGUUUACACGCGGAUCUUCGUCUACGUGCUCCACAAGAACCACCGCAUGAGCCAGCACACCUCGCAGGUCAAGCAGAAGGAGACGGUGCUCAACCUGAUGAAGACCGUUGUCAUGAUCCUGGGAUGUUUUGUGGUGUGCUGGACACCGGGGCUGGUGCUGCUGCUCCUGGAUGGAUUGUGUGAAUCUUGUGAUGUUCUGACCUACGAGAAGUACUUCCUGGUGCUGGCCGAGUGCAACUCCUUCAUGAACCCCAUCAUCUACUCCUACCGGGACAAGGACAUGCGCGACACCUUCAAACACAUCCUGUGCUUCCCGUGUCUGGGUCCUCAGCAGACGGGCGAGCUCUCGGGUGUGCACUUCAACACCGUCAAGCAGGAGCGGAGACGGCGUGUGCUGCAGGACUCGUGGCUCGCUCGUAAGACUCGUGAAGCAGACAGAGAGCAGGCGAACAGAGGACAGCUGGUACUGAAGGAGACGGAGAACAUGCUGGACUCCAGCGAGAGCUGAGGAACAUCUGUGAUACUCUGACUGUGAAUGAGUUCGUUGUACAUAUGGUUUUAUUUAAUUCCUGUCCUCCUGUUGAAGUUGACACAUGGUUUUUAUGUUGUACUUGAAAGCAGGUGACU
Molecule: messenger RNA, 1470 nt
Organism: Carassius carassius (crucian carp)
Lineage: Eukaryota; Metazoa; Chordata; Actinopteri; Cypriniformes; Cyprinidae
Product: lysophosphatidic acid receptor 2-like
Exons: 6
Coding region: 239-1351 (370 amino acids)
Biological process (GO): G protein-coupled receptor signaling pathway
Cellular component (GO): membrane
Molecular function (GO): lysophosphatidic acid receptor activity
Source: RefSeq, a predicted model, not a curated record